AUGGAAUCUCGGUUGCCAUCCAAAUUGGAACCGUUGUCGACAUCCAAUAGCGACCUAGUAGGCCCUUCAAACGGCAACUGGGUUGUACAAAAGUUUGGAGGUACCAGUGUGGGCAAGUUCGCCCUUAAUAUCAUUGAUCAAGUUGUUCUACCUAGCCUUUUAGAUCACAGUGUGGCAAUAGUCUGCUCUGCAAGAAGUAGCUCUACAAAAGCUGAAGGUACUACCAAUCGGCUGUUACGCGCAGCGCGGGAUGCAGAGAAUGCGGAAUCUAAAAACUACGUCUCUCUCGUCGAGGCGGUCCGAUUGGAACAUAUCGAAGUAGUCGAGAGUCAAAUUAAUUCCAAGGGACUAAGGCUUCAGUUAGUUACCGAGAUUAACGAUGAAUGUGAAAAGGUUCUGAAGGUCUUGGAGGCUGCUCAGACGCUCGGGGAGAUCAGUGUCCGCUGUGUGGAUAAAGUUAUGAGUACAGGAGAGAAGCUUAGUUGUCGACUUAUGGCAGCUUUCCUCCAGGACCGAGGAGUAGAUUCGGAAUAUGUGGAUUUGGCUGAGAUUGUCGACUUUACUAUCUCAAGCCAGGGUCUCGACCAGGAAUUCUACAACAACCUCGCCAGCACUCUCGGUAAAAAAAUCCGAGCUUGUGAGGGCAGAGUUCCAGUUGUAACUGGGUUCUUUGGGACCAUACCAGGCGGUCUUCUUGAUCAAAUAGGGCGGGGCUAUACAGAUCUUUGCGCCGCCCUAGUCGCCGUUGGGAUACGUGCCAAAGAACUACAGGUAUGGAAGGAAGUCGACGGAAUAUUCACAGCAGAUCCCCGGAAAGUGCCAACUGCGCGUAUUCUUCCGGCAAUCACACCUGCAGAAGCCGCUGAACUGACAUUUUAUGGCUCAGAGGUCAUCCAUCCAUUCACCAUGGAACAAGUCAUCCGCGCGAGAAUUCCCAUUCGUAUCAAGAAUGUCAUGAACCCGAAAGGCAAUGGCACUAUCAUUUUCCCUGAUUCCUCUUAUAAAUUGGAGAAGGCGGCCAUAGGGCAUGACCCCAGAUUGUUCCGUACACGCAGUCCAAGUCUUGUGCAGACGCCGAAGCGUCCUACCGCUGUAACUAUCAAGCACAAGAUUCUCGUGAUCAAUGUCCACUCCAACAAACGCUCCCUGUCGCAUGGGUUCUUUGCUGGCAUCUUCUCUGUCCUUGACCGAUGGAGGCUCUCAAUCGAUCUGAUAUCCACCAGUGAAGUGCAUGUGUCCAUGGCUCUUCAUUCUGAGUCGCCUCUUCUCAAUGGAGUCGGCAGGGAUGAAUAUCAAAUUAUUGACGAGGACUUGAAGGGCGCGUUACGUGACCUACAGAAAUAUGGGACAGUCGAUAUAAUCCCAGAGAUGGCCAUCCUGAGCCUUGUUGGCAAACAAAUGAAGAACAUGAUUGGUGUUGCCGGGCGGAUGUUUACAACCCUUGGAGAAAAUAAUGUGAACAUUGAGAUGAUCUCCCAAGGUGCGAGCGAAAUCAAUAUAUCAUGCGUCAUCGAAGAGAGAGACGCAGACCGUGCCCUGAACAUUAUUCAUACGAGCAUGUUCACAUUUCUAGACUAG
Aspergillus oryzae RIB40 is the source of this 1578-nucleotide messenger RNA. RefSeq names its product aspartate kinase. The transcript is spliced from 4 exons. Gene Ontology annotation, biological process: amino acid biosynthetic process. The record is from RefSeq and is a predicted model, not a curated record. Gene Ontology annotation, molecular function: aspartate kinase activity. NCBI's taxonomy places the organism in Eukaryota, Fungi, Ascomycota, Eurotiomycetes, Eurotiales, Aspergillaceae. Bases 1 to 1578 code for a protein of 525 amino acids.